CUUACCAAUAAACAGGCAUGUCAUGCAAUGUUUCUAAUUAUGACCAAAUUGAUUGAAGGCUAUAAUUAACAAAGUUUUCUUCUAGCAUAGAAGAACACAACUGAAUCGCUGAUAAUCUUCUACGGAAACAAUGACUCCCAACGCCCAAGUGAGGAUGGAAAUUGGAAACGAUGACAUUGCUGUUAUCAGUAUUUGCAAUCCUCCAGUUAAUGCAUUGACAGUUUCAGUGAUAGCUGGCUUAAAAGAACAAUAUCAAGAGGCAAUAAAACGAAGCGAUGUCAAAGCUAUUGUUUUGACUGGGGAUGGUAAAUUUUGUGGUGGUCUUGACAUCAACAUAGUUCAGAAUGUUCAAAAGAACGGGGAUAUCUCACUUCUACCGGAUGCAUCAGUUGAUCUUGUGAUUGACACAAUUGAAAAUGGCAAGAAGCCUUCUGUUGCUGCCAUUCAAGGAUUUGCCCUUGGUGGUGGCUUGGAAUUGGCCAUGGGGUGCAGUGCUAGAAUUGCAACGUCGAGGGCUGAGCUUGGCCUACCUGAACUGAAACUUGGAAUUAUUCCUGGUUGUGGCGGCACUCAGCGUCUUCCAAGGCUCGUUGGGACAUCAAAGGCCGUUGAUAUGUUGAUGUCAUCCAAGAUCAUUACUUCUGAAGAAGGGAAGGAGUUGGGACUUAUCAAUGAUGUGGUAUCUUCCGAAGACCUCUUAACAGUUUCUCGUCUCUGGGCAUUAGAUAUUGCAGAAGGACGGCAAGCCCGUAUUAAUACACUUCAAAGGACAGAUAAAAUUGAACCUAUACGCGAGUCAUCUGCUAUCCUGGAAACUGCUAGGCAAAAGGUUUUGAAGACAUCUCCAAGUAUGCCUCAUUAUAAAGCCUGCCUCGAUGUGAUUGAAGAGGGCAUCAUUUCUGGAGGUUAUGCUGGAGUUUUGAAGGAGGAGAAGGUUUUAAGAGAAUUAAUCCUCUCAAAAUCUGCUAGAGCUCUGCUUCAUGUAUAUUUUGCUGAACGAGCAACAUCAAAGGUACCAGGCAUUACUGACUGUCAGCUUAAACACCGGAAGAUAGAGAAGGUUGCUGUUAUAGGUGGUGGUUUAAUGGGCUCUGGUAUUGCCACAGCUCUUAUACGCAGUUCUGUACAAGUCAUUCUGAAAGAAAUCGACUACGACUGUCUGCAAAAAUCACUUAAAUCAGUAGAAGUGAAUCUCCAAAGCCUGGUAAAAGGAGGACAUUUGGUAGAAGAGAAAAUGAAGAAAGCUUUUUCCCUUCUCAAAGGUGUUGUAGACUAUGAAGAAUUCAGAGAUGUAGACAUGGUCAUCGAGGCGGUAAAUGAGGACACGUUGUUGAAACAAUCAAUUUUUGAAGAAAUUGAGAAGAUCUGUCCGCCUCACUGCAUCUUGGCGUCAAAUACAUCAACCAUUGAUCUUAAUGUGAUUGGAGCAAGGACGAAAGCUCAGGAUCGCAUUGUGGGCACACAUUUAUUCAGCCCUGCUCAUGUGAUGCCGCUCUUGGAAAUUGUACAAACGGAAAAUACCUCUAAACAAGCAAUACUAGACGUUCUUAAAUUUGCUAAGAUCAUCCAAAAGGUUCCUAUAGUGGUAAAAAACUGCACUGGUUUUGCUGUCAACCGGACAUUUUUCCCAUACAUGCAAGGAGCUGACAUGUUGGCAAAUCUUGGGGUUGAUGUUUUCAGAGUCGAUCGAGUAAUCACUGAAUUUGGCAUGCGAAUUGGACCUUUUCAGCUUUUGGACUUGUCUGGAUAUAAUGUAUUUCUGGCAGUAGUCAAGGGGUUUGCUGUAGCAUUUCCAGAUCGCAGUUUCCAGUCUCCAUUACUUCAGCUUAUGAUGGAAAAUGGCCAUACAGGCAAGAAGGACGGAAGAGGCUACUACUUAUACCAGAAGGGAAAGAGUCCUGAACCCAAUCCGUCCGUGCUGAAAGUAGUUGAAGAGUGCAGGAGACUUGUGAGCAUUAUACCUGGGGGAGAGCCAAUAUCUGUGAUGGACCAAGAAAUAGUGGAAAUGCUCUUCUUUCCUGUGGUUAAUGAGGGGUACCGAGUUAUUGAGGAAGGAGUUGUUCAGAGAGCAUCAGACCUUGAUAUUGCUUCGGUCCACGGGAUGAAAUUCCCUUCAGAGAGGGGUGGUAUCAUGUAUUGGGCAGAUUCAAUUGGAGCAGAAUACAUAUAUAAACGUCUGAAAAGUUGGUCAGAAGCAUAUGGUAACUUUUUCAAGCCAUCACUAUUCUUGGAAGAAAGGGCUACCAAAGGCAUACCAUUGGGAGCUCACCCAUAGGGAUAGAGAGAGAGAUCUUGAAAGCAGCAGCAUUGGUGUUUAGUUUAUCGUAUUUCUUAUAACUAGUCUUAAGGUACGCGCGUUGCGCAUGUACCCUAUACUGAUGAAUAACUUUUUUUUUUUUUGAAAAGAGUUUAAAUUCUUAAGAAUAACGAAUGUUAGUCCUAUUCAGUUAAGUGUAUAAUAAUCUUUUGUAUCUCUUUGGUAUAAUUAAUUUUUUUGUCAUGAAAUCAGAAACUCAUAGUUGCUGAUUGUCUUUGUUGCUUAAUUGGAGAAAAGAAUGGUGAUUCAGACUUC
Molecule: messenger RNA, 2572 nt
Organism: Nicotiana attenuata
Lineage: Eukaryota; Viridiplantae; Streptophyta; Magnoliopsida; Solanales; Solanaceae
Product: peroxisomal fatty acid beta-oxidation multifunctional protein-like
Exons: 20
Coding region: 131-2275 (714 amino acids)
Biological process (GO): fatty acid beta-oxidation
Cellular component (GO): peroxisome
Molecular function (GO): NAD+ binding; (3S)-3-hydroxyacyl-CoA dehydrogenase (NAD+) activity
Source: RefSeq, a predicted model, not a curated record